AGCGCACGCACACACAUACACGCGCGCGCAGAGCUCUUCUAUGUUUGUCAGACUCAAUCCGACGGAGAGGAGCUAGCCGCCAUUUUCUAAGCGUCUCUCCCUAAAACGAGAGAAAAAGCCUCGCGUCAAACCGCCAUCUGGAUUACCUCUCUCUCGUCGGGAAUCCGUUUUUUCGCUUCAGGAUUGCCGUGGAAUCGCCUACAUUUGAAGUAAUCGGGGAUAGGACGGACUAUUUCGCGGCCUAGGGUUAUAAUAUUCGCUGUGGCGGCGAGGCGAGCUGUAGCUCGGUGAUUCGCCCAUUGCUGAAUCCGGAACGAAGCCGAGAGGCUCCGAUAAGCGGGCCCCUUUCCGCACCCUGGCUGUGUAUUUUUGGAAUAAUUAAUGGCAGAGUGAUCGACAAAAGCCCCGUGUGUUGUGUUGGUACUCUUGGGUUUUUUCCACCCAAACUGCAGGGGACUGUUGCCGAAAUUCCCUCGGAUAGUGCAACCUCGUCACGUGGCUGUCCUCAGGUGGGGCAGUAAGCGGGUGGAGUGGAGCAGGCCGAGGUGCCCGUCCCUCUGCACUGCAUGGCUGCGAUGGCGCCCGCUCUCACCGACGCCCCAGCCGAAGCUCACCACAUCCGCUUCAAACUGGCUGCCCCAUCCUCGAGUCUCUCACCGGCCAGUGCAGAGAACAACAGUAACGCCAACAACAUCCUCAUCCACAGCAGCGGCCCCGGCAAGUGCAAGGUCGCCUCCGAAGAGUGCCCUCUCGACUUCUGCGGCGGCAACCAGGAACCGCAGGAGCAGCAGCCCCAACCAGACUCCGUGUCCCAGGCCUCGGCAUUGGGCAAACUCCAGCCACUGGUGGCUUCUUAUUUAUGCUCAGAUGUGACAUCUGUCCCCGCAAAUAAGGAGUCAAUCAAGCUACAAGGAGUCCUCAUCAAACAGUCUGUGCUGAAAAGCCACAGAAUUCUGCCUAGUUCUCUGCUGAACGGUGGGGGAGAGUUCCUCCUGAGGAGGCAGGCAAUUGAACUCUCUGGUGGUCAGCUUAAAAGCCUCAUGAGUGGCAGCACCAACGGGAGUGGCCAGCCCAUGGCACCUGUCAACGGUCUGGCCAAGAAGCUGGCCAGCAUGUCAGGCUCAGGCUGCAUGGUGGCGGUGAACGGUGACAAGCCKUCYGCCACCACAGACUCUCAGCCCCAGAACCUGCCGUUGGACUCGGAGACCUUCACUGCUACCAUAUCGGGCCACAUCCCGGUGAAAGAAGCCCUCAGACAGAAGCAUUCCGCCGGUGCUCCUCAGAACACAGACGGAAAUAAUAUGGAACCACCAGUGCUUCAUUCUGCUGCCCUGUCCUCCCUUAACCAUGACAACCUGAACUCAACAGAACAGGUUAAUUCAAACGAAGCCGAUUUGCAGACUCGUAUUGGUCCACCGCCGGGUUCCGACGGGGAGAGGCCAGGCAGCAGCCAGCAGGGAUCCCCACAAUGCACAGCCACACCAGAGCCGCCUCUGCCCUGCAGUUCAUCCUCGGACAGCCUCGACGCUCACGUCAGGGAGCGCACGGCCCUCAACAGCAAGCGGCAGGCCGAAAUCGAAAGCCGCCUGCAGCGCCUGCGCAAACGUCUUCAGGUGGUUCAGGCCAAGCAGGUAGAGCGGCACGUCCAGCAGCAGYUAGGCGGCUUCUUGGACUCGGCUCUUAGCAGGCUACGAGCCGGGAGCCGCAAGUCGGARGCGGCGACACAUUCGGCCGCGUGGAGGACCGGGCGGCAAUAUUCGUCAAACAGCAGGGAYGGCCUGGGCCGGUUCCUGAAGAGUGGUGCUGUGCCCUUGGAGCUGGAGAGGCUGUAUCUGAGCGGCUCAGCCAACCUGCAUUCAGCAGAAAGCGCCUUUGACUCUGAUGUAACUGAAAGCAGCUCUGGUGGAGACUCUGACCUGGAAGAGGAGGAGCUGUCCAGAGUGGACAUUGAGCAGCGACAUGUCAAAAUAUGGAAGCGGGCAGAGAGCCGCUACACCGUGGAGAGAGCUGGUAUCAUCAGCCACUGGAACUGGCUUCAGGCCCACAUCUCGGACCUGGAAUACCGCAUCCGACAGCAGACAGACAUCUACAGACAAAUCCGCGCCAGCAAGGGUUCUGUAGAGUUGGGAGGGCUUGCCCCCAGCGCUGUGCUCACAGCUGGCACCGAAGUGAAGACGGAGGCUGUAAAUGCUCAGGAUGUUGGUGCAGAACGGCUGGACAAUACAAGCCCCGCCCACGUCACCGGCACAGAGCAGGGCCCGUGGAAAGGUCAGAACGGGCAGCCAGUGAACGGCGUCCUCAGCAGGAUGGCGGACAGCUCAGACGGCAAGCUCCAGCCGGCCUACGACAGCACGUGUGUGGCGGCGCGUACGCGGCCGCUCGUUGGCUGCCGRCGGCGGCGGCUCAUUCAGCCGAACACGGUGACGAACCUCAACGGCAAGACCCCGAGGAGCAGCUGUACRCAGUGUAGCUGCAGGGUGAACCCCAGCUGUGUGGUGUGUGGUGGCUGGCCCACCCCCAGAGAGGAACCCCAGUACGAGCUUCCCACCCUGGAGCGCCUGUCAAGGCUGGAUCUUGGCGUCCACCCCAUCCUCUCCUUCCCUGAUGAUGUUUCUGUGGGCCUUCGUCUUCAGCAGGUGAUGAAGAGCCAGUGGCAGUCCAAGUCGCUGGAGAGGAGCAAACCCCUGAAGAAGCUGUCGCUCAAACACAAGCUCUCCUCAUCCAAAGAGAAGCACAAGUUCACCAGCUCCCUCAUGGCAGUCAGACUGAGCCACUGUAAGAAUCGCAUUGACAAGCAGAGGACCGUUGAUGGCAGCAUGGGCAGUAASAGCAGCAGCAGCGCCAUACUGAGCAUGCCCAGACUCGACAACCAGGGUGGGUGCAAAACUGAGCGACUGCACACCCUCUCCACUCCGUUAGGACCCUACGACAAGAACUACAGCCGCAAGAGAUUAAGAGAGCACUCACUGGACAGGGCUGACACUUCCCCGAAGCUUUUCUUGGACACAAGCAGUCCCUGCACAACACUGGCCAACAUGCACCCGUCGCUCCACAGCCCGCUGACGCGCCAGCUGUCCACGUCGUCAGAUACGUCCACGCAGCUGGGCGCCGGCAGCCAGAGCGUCCCCAGCACACCGCAGCAGCCAAUCAAGCGGAGGCGUGGUGAGAGUUCCUUCGACAUCAACAACAUAGUGAUCCCCAUGUCUGUGGCGGCCACCACUCGAGUGGAGAAGCUGCAGUACAAAGAGAUCCUCACUCCGAGUUGGCGAUCGGUGGACAUUUUCUCUCAGCCGAUAACAGCAGAGGAGAACGAGCGAGAGGUGGAGGACCUGACGGACGCCGCCUUCAUCCAGCUCCACCAGCCCCACGAGGACCAGGAGCGCUCCCGCUGGACCUGGAUGGCGCUGGCUCCAGCUAAACGCAGGGGCAGCAGGUCAUACAAAUCUGUGGAUGGACGGACCACGCCUCUGCUGUGUGGGACCAACCCACCCACCCCUCAGCCCGCAUCGCCGGACCCCGGCCACUGCCCCUCGCUGCACGACUACAUCCACGUGCCGUCGCCCAUGAGCCCCCCCAGCCCCGACGCCUCAUCCAACCCCCAGACUCCCUGUUCCCGCGACUCCCACAGGCUGCUGUCCAAUGAGGACACUCGGUGCUCCACGCCCGACUUUACCUUUGAGGAACGGACCGUAGCGCCGUGGGAACGCCGCAACUUCCCCCUGCCAGAAGACCCGGCCCCAGAGCCCGAAAGCGACCAACCGAUCAGGCCGAGGGCCCGCAGCAUCUCAGGGUGCCGAUCGUCCGCCUACGGGCGUCUGGACUCGGACGACGCGGAGCUGCCUUGCGACGACGACGGCGGCCCCAAGCUCAGGGCCUCGUCCCACCGAUGAGCGGCAGACAGGCGGAGGCGGCCCCCCCUCCCCCGCCCCACACGGCUCCUCUCUGGCAUUAACAAGCAGAACCUCAAAGCUGAAUAAGAUGUUAAAUGGGUUCCUGUUGUUUGAUAUUCAAACAUCAGUCUAAUACUUUCACAGUUUUUAGUGAACAUUAUGGAGAUAGAAGCCUUUCCCUUCACUUGUUUUUGUCACAGGGAAAAAAACGAUAAAUGUAAAAAAAAAAAAAGUAUAAAACAACAUUACAAAAAGUGAGUUCUGUAGUAGGCUAAACAAUGUACAUGGGGGCUUAGUGGUGUUCAUGUCGCGUGUACACUUGUAGCGCACUAUGUAGCGACUCCUCAACAUAUGGCCAAAGGGUGUUUUCUAUUGACUAGUUUGCUUGUAAAUCCCCAUGUACAUUUUUAGUGGAGUGACAAAUAUCAAAACAAAAACAACAAAAAAAAGACCCUCCCCACUUCCUUCCUCCUGCUCCUCAUCCACAUAAACAGGUACAUUUAAGAUGUGGUCCCCUCCUCCCCCCACUAGAGGUCGCCUGAAAUCACCAGAGCACUUCUCGUACUGCCAAGUCUAGUUCUGCUGGUUUGCUUUCUUUCUUUGUUUGUUUUUUUCUCCAUUCCUGACAUGUUUUUGUUGAUCUUGUUCUGUCUGUUUCAGUGUAUCGCAUUAGUUUGUUUUUAUUUGAAGAGUAAAAUCAUUCCUACAGUCUCUUCGGAGAGCUCCCGUCUCGCUGCACAGGUUCCCACCGCCGGUUCUGUUUUAGAAAAAAAGAAGGAAAAAAAAAAAAAAAAAAGGGUGACGGCACAGACCCGGGAGCUGCUUUCUAUUUUUAUGUUCAGGUUUGAGCAAUUGCCCGGCAGAAAGCUGCCUGCAUGCUAAAAUACAAACAAACGAAAAAAGAUGAUGUUAGUCUUAUCACACCAGUAAUCCUAAAAGCUAAUCUCACUCCUUUGCAAACAGUUGUGGCUGUAAAUGAAAUUGUGGCGACAUAAACACGAUAACCUAUGUGCUUUUUUUUUUUUUUUUUUCCCUUUAUGGUUUCUUUUUCAGCUUAACAAGAUUUUAAACAUUUAAAAUGUAGCAGCUCUCAAUUAGAAGCCACCCGAGCUCAGGUCUUUCUGGACAGUAAUUUAAUGACACUUUUCCUCAGAAUGGUCAGUUCAAAACCAGAUUUUGUUUUUUCCACUUUCACAUCCUUGUAAUUAUGCUCUCACCUCAUCCCUCCUCCACUUUACGUAACUAAUUGCUAUGCAAAAAAAGAAAAAAAAUCUAUGGUUGUUUUCAUUUUCCGCCUCCUUUGUACACCACAACCGUUCUGUUUUUUUUUUUUUUUGUUUUGUUUUUUUUUUGUAGUUAAGAUGUCAAUGUACCUGUUCGAUUGUUGCAGCAGUUAUAACCUAAUCAAAAAGCAGAAUUGUUUUCUUUCUUGUAAAUAGUACCAUUAAAACAUUUAUGUUUAACUUGGCACCAUUGUUCCAGGCUUGGUCAUUCAUUCGAGGUUCAUUCAGACGUGAGUGUGACUUUGCAGCGUUUAUUUCAAAUACACAUAUACAGCAACAAGAAUCAUCAUAAACCAGUUACUGAUCAAUGCACAAUAACGAGAACAAUCACAUUUCCACGUCUGUACAGCGUCAGAAGUAACCAAAAACAAAACAAAAGGUUGAGUGUUGUUACUGCAGGAACCUCUUCACAGCACGCUGGGGGAUCAGGUCUCAUCCCCUCCCCUCCACCUCCUUUCUGUCCUGAUCUCUGGAGACGGAACGGGGUCUACUGCAACUAAAAGACGUCGGCAUGCAGAUAAUGUUGCGAGCGCACCUUGGGAGUUCUACGCGUCUGCUGAGUUUUGACCCUUUUUACUCGCACGCCCUUCCAAAAAGUCCGGAGCAGAUACAAAAGGGGUACACCAGGAGAUCAAUCUGUGAAAGGGAGGCAACAAGCAGACGGCUGUCUCUUACAUUAAAAGCAUGCAAGGAUGUUUCAUUAGUGCCAUAAUAGAUCACGAGGGAAUUGGAGAGUGUAAAAGGAUGUUUUCCUGGCAGAAAAUAACAGCUGAAGAACUGAGCCUUGGCAUCAAACUAUAUGCAGGGUUUCUGUGGUGUCAUAAACCCUUAAAUGUAUCAUCUUUAGAGAUUAAAUAUGCCCAGAUUUUGGAGGUCUUUGUGAUCACUGGUGAUGCAAUUCUAGCAGACAAAUUGGAACAUKUGACAAAACUAACACUUAAAUUGAGGAAUCAAAGCCAAAUGUCCAUUUUUUUUCUCCGAAAUUGGCUUUUUUUUUUUCUUUUUUUUUAGGGAAUUAAAAACAAAAUGUUCUUUCUAGUUAACCACUACCAGCUUAGUCUUGAAUUUAAAUUUCAGAAACCUUAUAUAGGUGUUUAAAUAACAUUGGAAAUGUAAAUCAUUUUAAGGAUGUAUACCCAUUUAAAUGUAUAAAAUCAACAGUUUUAAGGUGAAUCUAAAGGGAAGCAGACGAUGUGUGUUUCCUGGUUAGUGGUGACGUGCAGAGGUAUUGAUAAAGUGCCUGAAGAGGUGAACUUGUUGCUUUACAGUUUGUUUUUGCUUACCUUAAAGAUGCAGUGCACACAAAAAUCCCUUCAUCCACCCAUCGACUUGGCAACAACAGGUUAUUUUUCCUAUUUUAUUUAGUAAGAGUUUGAAAUAAUACCUUAAGUUACUGCCAGUAAAGCCUUUAUGGGCUCUUUAUUACGUUGAGCUUUUUUWAAAUUACUAAUUAGCCUUGUUCUGAUUAUUUUGGUGCUUACUGUGGUUUAAAUACUGCACACAAUAAAGUCCCUCCCUUUAAUCCUGUAUUAAGGUUUUCUUCCCAUUAAUCAAGCUGUAGCACAUGUACAGUAGGAGCAGUAAAAAAAAAA
Molecule: messenger RNA, 6765 nt
Organism: Poecilia reticulata (guppy)
Lineage: Eukaryota; Metazoa; Chordata; Actinopteri; Cyprinodontiformes; Poeciliidae
Product: KAT8 regulatory NSL complex subunit 1
Cellular component (GO): NSL complex
Molecular function (GO): histone acetyltransferase binding
Source: RefSeq, a predicted model, not a curated record